CCAAAAAAAAAAAAAAAAGCGAAUCCAAGAAGCAUAGAAAAAGAGAGAAGAAAAGGGUACGCGACCGGAAAGCCUUUUUUAUGUCCUCCUACCCCUUUCCGCGUCACUUUGCCCGGAAAACCUCUCCCUCGCCACUUUGCCGGAUCACGUUCCACGCUUUGCUUUGAUCUCUCUUCAAAGCUUUUAAGCUAUAAGCGCGGUCUGGUGCAUCGCAGUAGACCGCGGUGGCGGUGCAUGCUCUCCAUCGCCUGGCCCUGCUUCGCUGGCCGCCCUCCCCGCGAUCCCCGCACCCUCAGAUCCCUUGAUCUCGUCCCCCUCCUCUCCUCCCCUAUUUAUACCCCUCUGUUUGCUUCUCCUCCCUUCGCCGCCUUGCUUCAUCGCCCACUCCUCCUUCGUCUUUCUCUCCGGCGACGCCUUCGCGGCCUCCACCGCACCCCGCCUCCUCUCGAUAAAGAAAAUCCAAAUAUGGAUGAGACGGAGAAGUCACAUUCUGAGAUAAAACUCUAUUCAAGGCUGAGAUUAUGGGAAUUUCCAGACAACUACAUCUUUGAGCCUGUUGAUACUGUUGCUGAUUCAUAUUUAGCAGUCAGUCGUGCUGAUGGAUCAAUGAACUUGAUCGGAGAGCUUCCACAAUGUGGUCCUGUGCAGUCUCCAAAUGUUUGCACUGUGUUUGGCAUUAUUGGAAUGCUGAAGCUUUUAGUGGGGUCAUAUCUGUUAGUGAUAACAGAGCGUGAAUGUGUUGGAUCUUACUUAGGCCAUCCUAUUUUCAGAGUAUCAACUCUGCGAAUUCUGCCAUGCAAUCAUUCUCUGAGUAAUUCCCCAGCUGAACAGAAAAAGACGGAAGCAGAAUUUUCUGUGCUUCUAAAUGCUGCAGAGAGGACUUCUGGUCUGUUCUUCUCCUAUGAUGUGAACUUAACACUUUGCAUGCAGAGGUUGCAUGACAUGGGCAGUGAAUCAAAACCUCUUCCUCUUUGGAGACAGGCAGAACCUAGAUUUCUGUGGAAUAAUUACAUGUUGGAACCACUGAUCGAUAACAAUCUGAAUCAGUACUUGCUACCUAUCGUCCAGGGAAGUUACCAGCAUUUUCAAGCAGCUAUUGGAACAAAUAUUGUUGAUGUCACUUUGAUUUCACGUAGAUGCACAAGAAGGACAGGUACUCGGAUGUGGAGAAGAGGAGCGGACAGAGAUGGCUAUGUGGCAAAUUUUGUCGAAACUGAACAGAUACUACAAGCAAAUGGAUUAACAGCAUCUUUCAUCCAAGUUCGAGGGUCUAUACCAUUAUUAUGGGAGCAGAUUGUUGAUUUGAGUUAUAAACCUAGCUUUGAUCUUGUUAAACCUGAGGAGGCGCCUCGUGUAGCUGAACUGCACUUUUUAGAUUUGGGUAAGAAGUAUGGUUCUGUCUUAGCCAUUGACCUGGUCAACAAGCAUGGUAGCGAGGGACGCUUGAGUGAAAGAUUUGCAAAUGCUAUGCAGCCUAUUGUUAGUGAAGAUAUAAGAUAUGUACAUUUUGAUUUUCAUCGAAUUUGUGGCCAUAUCCAUUUUGAGCGUCUCUCUCUUCUUUACGAUCAAAUUGGGGACUACCUCAAGAAGCAUGGAUACUUUCUAUUAAAUGAGAAAGGUGAGAAAGUUGAGGAGCAGACUGGGGUUGUGAGAACCAAUUGUAUCGAUUGUUUGGACCGAACAAAUGUUACACAGAGCAUGAUUGGGAGAAAGAUGUUGGAAAGCCAACUUAAACGAAUAGGAAUUUUUGGUGCUGAUGAAACUAUCAGUGCAUAUCCUUUUUUCGAUGCAAGCUUUAAAAUUUUAUGGGCUAAUCAUGGUGAUGAUAUAAGCAUCCAAUACUCUGGGACUCCUGCCUUGAAAGGAGAUUUUGUUAGGCAUGGAAAGCGAACAGUUCAAGGAAUUGUAAAAGAUGGAUGGAAUGCUCUAGCUCGAUACUACUUGAACAACUUUGUUGAUGGGACCAAACAGGAUGCUAUUGAUCUACUACAAGGGCAUUACAUUGUUUCUCUUAGUCGGGAUAUGACUCCUACAACCAAAGCAGCUGGCUUGGAGACCUAUGCGUCCUUCCGACUGGCUUUUGCACUGGUUUUGGCUGGAUUUAUGUUUGCAAUGAUGUCACUUAGACAAGCACGAAAUGAUGCCCGCCAUUUAUUGCUAUCCCUUUUUUGGGCUGGCCUGAGCUUGGGUGUAACCGCAUUGGUGAGAGCCAAUGGUCGCAUGUUCACCAAUCGGCCUCGUCUUUUCAGAUCACGGCACUGACAAUCAACAAAGAAUAUGUUCAGUUCUGGCAUUUAUCAUUUAUUCACCAUUUGUUCGCAAGUAGCAUGAGCUUAUAGUUAGUUUAUCAUGAUAAUGUUGGAAUUGUUUGGAUGGUGAUCGUUCUUCGUGUUCAAUUGGAUUAUUUUGGGUAUAUUAACUUUCUAGUGUUGGUGUAAUAAAUCAACCUUUGGCCAGCCUCGUCAAUGAUCUAAUGUAAUUUACAGUGUACUAGAUCACGGUUUAUUAGAGUGUAUUGUUCUAAUUCAUUUUGUAAGUAGGUUUUGUAGAAAUGGUUUUGAGGGUAUUUGAAACAAUGCUCAUCAAAUUUAUAUCAAUUUUUAAAAAUGUUGACUUGGUUAACAA
Messenger RNA from Phoenix dactylifera (date palm), 2625 nucleotides. It is a transcript of the gene ATSAC1B, whose product is annotated as Phosphoinositide phosphatase family protein. Gene Ontology annotation, biological process: phosphatidylinositol dephosphorylation. Gene Ontology annotation, molecular function: phosphatidylinositol-4-phosphate phosphatase activity. The record is from RefSeq and is a predicted model, not a curated record. Gene Ontology annotation, cellular component: endoplasmic reticulum. Lineage: Eukaryota; Viridiplantae; Streptophyta; Magnoliopsida; Arecales; Arecaceae.